CAACACGUGCAACUUGUUUUGUUUUAUUGAGUUAACUUGAGUUUCUGUUAGUUUAAUCGGAAUAUAAUAUGAAAAUCCGUAAGAAUCAUGUUCGUAAGCGUUAUCGCUACAAUGUUAAUCGCAAAACACUGAAUAAAACCCGUAAAAACAGUGGCAAAAUUAAGGAUCCUGAAAUGAAGAAGUUGUGGAUGGAAGGUCAGCGCGUGGGUACCAAUUUCAGUGAAAUGGGAUUGGCCAAAGAUCCCAACAAGUCUUUGGGCAUACCAAACUAUAAACGCGAAAGACUCGAGGCAGCAAAAAUUGUAAAUGGUUUUAUAGAAGAGGAGCUCGAUGAUGAGGAAUUGGCGGCAUUGGGCCCUAAGAAGGAAUCUGCAGAAGAAGCACAGAGUAGGAAACCCAAGCGUGGUCACGUCGUGCAGGAACUGGAACAGAUGGCAAUUGAUAGGCGAGCAGACCCUGAGUUCAGAUUACCCAAAGGCGUCGUCAAAGAGCUGUCAUAUUUCCUUAACAAACACAAAUUUAAUUAUAAGGCAAUGGUAACAGAUCGUCGCAAUCAUGGCCAAUGGACGUGGAGGCAAUUUCGUUUGAAGAUUCGUAGAUUUAUGUCGAUUCCAGAACAGUUCAAUGAAUACCUCGAACAAAAGAAGCUGCCAACUGGUGAAAAACCAGAUUGGCCAGAAUACGAAUCAGACAGUGAAUGGAAAUAAUUGUGGCUGACAUCUAAAGUAGUACAUAAGUAUACUUAUAUAUGGACAUGAAUACAUAAGAAUGUUUAAUUAA
This is a messenger RNA of Drosophila innubila, 780 nucleotides long. RefSeq names its product nucleolar protein 16. The record is from RefSeq and is a predicted model, not a curated record. Gene Ontology annotation, biological process: ribosomal large subunit biogenesis. The coding region runs from base 69 to 707 and encodes 212 amino acids. The transcript has 3 exons. Lineage: Eukaryota; Metazoa; Arthropoda; Insecta; Diptera; Drosophilidae. Gene Ontology annotation, cellular component: nucleolus.